Molecule: messenger RNA, 1140 nt
Organism: Lottia gigantea (owl limpet)
Lineage: Eukaryota; Metazoa; Mollusca; Gastropoda; Lottiidae
Exons: 9
Biological process (GO): protein deubiquitination
Cellular component (GO): nucleus; cytosol
Molecular function (GO): cysteine-type deubiquitinase activity; cysteine-type endopeptidase activity
Source: RefSeq, a predicted model, not a curated record
UCGUCAGCAAAGAAAGCUUUACUUCAUCAAAUAAACUUCAAAUCAGCUGUCAAACCACAUAGUUUACAAAUUGAUUCGUUAAGGACUAAAUAUAUCCCGUUGAAUCCUUCCAAAAACUAUGGACCAUCAUCUCUAGAACCCGGUUCUAAAAGAGAUAAUUCAUUCAAAGAUAAAAUGAAUGAUCACAAACCCGAAAAGAGUGGCGAAGGACUUCCAAGUCCAAGAGUUGUUUUAUAUCCGGCAGAUAAAAUUGCUUUACAAUGGAGGAAAAUUCACAAAGUGGGAUCAGGAUUGGAGAAUAUGGGCAAUACCUGUUAUGUGAAUGCUCCAUUACAGAGCUUGUGUUAUACACCACCUUUAAUUAACUAUUGCUAUAGUCAAGAACAUUCUCUGCACUGUAAAAAUCCAAGUACUUGUUUGAUGUGUGAGUUCAUAAGACAUGUGAGAGAGAAUUUUGAAGCAAAUCAGACCUUUUUGACACCAUCUGGAAUCUUCGCAAGAGUUAAGCAUAAGACAAUCUCACCAUUAAAACUAUUUACUAAUGGUAAACAAGAAGAUGCUCACGAAUUCUUGCGUUAUAUGAUAGAUGGAAUGCAAAAGUCUUGUUUAAAUGGGUAUAACAAAUUGGAUAGAUACAGUAAAGAAACUACUGUUAUUAAUCAGAUAUUUGGUGGAUUUUUACGCAGUCAAGUGCUGUGUACGAGGUGCAAGAAUAGAUCUAAUACUUAUGACCCUUUUAUGGACCUGUCUUUGGAUCUAAGGAACAACACUAGUGUUGAUAAAUGUUUGGAGAAAUUCUUCUUGCCUGAGUAUCUGGAAGGGGACAAUGCCUAUAUGUGUCCAGUUUGCCAACAGAAAGUUAGAGCUCAGAAAAGAUUUACUAUUCAAAAAGCACCUAAUGUUCUUACUAUACAUCUUAAGAGAUUUGACUUUGAUAGGAUGUGUAAAGUAACGAGACAUAUUGACUUUGAAAAGAAGAUUAACAUUCGUCCAUACAUGAGCUUCAGACAGGGAGAACCUGUACUCUAUGAUCUAUACAGUAUUAUUGUACAUGCUGGAGGUAAUAUGAAUGGUGGACAUUAUUUCUCCUAUAACAAGGCACCUAAUAUGAUCUGGUACAAGAUGAAUGACGAUAUGGUA